AUGGCUGAAUUUACGCCUCUUCUGUUGACUUUGCCCUCGUUCACCCCUUCGCUUGCAGUUGAGGUUCUGCCUCACGGUUUGACCAUUCAUCGUUUCAUCAUACAAGCUGACGGUCGAACUCACGACAUCGUGGUAGGCCCAGAGGCACCUGAAGACCACACCACGCAGAAGUAUACUAACACGAUCAUUGGUCGUUACGCGAACCGCGUGCCUACAGGAACACAUAAACUGCAGCGGAAUGGAUACGAAGGUGUUCUUGUCGCUCAGGCAAACGAAAGUGCCAGGGUAUCGCUGCACGGCGGUCCGAUCGGAUUCGAUUCACUCCCAUGGACACUCCUUUCUGCAGAUAUGCCGCCUACACUCUUCUCCAAGGCGGAACUCGGACAUUUUUCGGGGGAAGAGAAUAACUCACAUGCUGUAUUCCGUCUAGUAUCUCCGGACCGCGAUCAAGGCUAUCCAGGCGAGCUUACUGUUGAGGUUUUGAUUGCCCUCCUUGCUCCAUCGGAGUCUCAGGUGGCGGAGGCGGGCAAGGAACUCAAUUUAGGGAGCCUAGUGUACGUGUACAGAGCAAAGGUGAACAAGGACGUGACUCCAGUCAACUUGACGCAGCACUGGGGAUUCAAUCUCGAUGCUAGCAUGAAAGAGCGACCGGGAUCUGACGUCAAGAAUCAUUAUUUGACCUUGAAGGCCGACCGGAUCGUCCACCGAGAUUCGGAUAGUCUUCACAGUGGGAACUAUAUUUCAGUCGCAUCAGCACCUGAGCACAAUCACUCCGGAAAGAAGAUUGGCGACAAGUAUCCCGAACCGGGUUAUGAUGACUUCUAUGUCUUUGAAUCUCGACCCAUCGAUGUUCCCAAGCGCGUACCAAUCUCAACGUUCUCGGAUGAUUUUGACCUCGUCAAGGGCAUCAUUACACCUUCCAACGUUCAUUCCCCUGUUGCCCUACUUUCGUCUGAAAUCUCCGGAUUGAGCUUGGCGUUUGAUACCAAUCAAUCUGGGGUAAUGUUUUAUACCAACAUCGGUGCAGCUCCGGAAAGAGAUGCCAGGAAGAAGAUACAUGGAGGGUCUGGACUUAAAGGCGAUGGCCUAGCUCCCGGAACUGCGGCAUUCCUCGAAUUCCACGACGUCCUGAGUGCAUUCCUAGAACCUUCGAACAAAGAUGGAGAGGAUGGCCUACUAACCCAGGAUGAGUUGUAUAAUAACUACGUCCGUUGCGACGUGCGGUUCAAGGCGCCGGCGAAAUGA
This is a messenger RNA of Desarmillaria tabescens, 1245 nucleotides long. Its product is annotated as galactose mutarotase-like domain-containing protein. Gene Ontology annotation, molecular function: aldose 1-epimerase activity; carbohydrate binding. The transcript has 9 exons. Bases 1 to 1245 code for a protein of 414 amino acids. Gene Ontology annotation, biological process: beta-D-galactose catabolic process via UDP-galactose, Leloir pathway; glucose metabolic process. The record is from RefSeq and is a predicted model, not a curated record. NCBI's taxonomy places the organism in Eukaryota, Fungi, Basidiomycota, Agaricomycetes, Agaricales, Physalacriaceae.